Molecule: messenger RNA, 474 nt
Organism: Colletotrichum truncatum
Lineage: Eukaryota; Fungi; Ascomycota; Sordariomycetes; Glomerellales; Glomerellaceae
Source: RefSeq, a predicted model, not a curated record
AUGUCAGCACAACACCAUAUCCAGCUUGCGAAGGCUUUACCCGCCCAGCUGCAACGCUUUUUUGCUCGUUGGCCUCCUGCCUCGAUCGUUCCCGCUGGCGCCCCCAAGACGGGUUUCCAAGAAAUCACCCCAAACCCCUUCGCCGCCCGAAAACAUCCGGAGACCGGUAAAUGGCACGACCCGGUAUUCUCGCUGCGACGGCAAGCCGAGAUCGUCAAGCUCGCGCGCCAGCACGGUGUCGAGGAGUUGUUGCCGCCCACGGUGAAGGGCACCGAGUAUAGAAUUUCACACCGCGUUGAGCAUGGUUUGAGGGUCAAGGGUACUGGUGUAGGACAAAAGGUCAAGGGAAAGAUUCACGAGAGAAUGGUGCAACCCAGGAUGGAGAAGAGGAGAGAGGCUGUGCUUGCUAUGCCCAAGCUUAUCAAGGAGUGGAAGAAGGUUGGAAAGAGGAACUGGACCAGAUUUCCGAAAUAA